UCUAUUUGGGUUCCAUGAAGUAGAAGCUCUGAAUUAAGUCAAUCAGUUUGAUGGCAUUUAAAUUACGAGCAGACACGAAUGGAGGUUGUUUAAAAAGCUGCCAAUAAAAUUCUAGAAACACCACAAAAAUUUGUACGGCGUAUACUUUAGGCAUGUACAGAACAAAACAGCUCUUUCCCCAAUUUCUUGAGAAUUGUUGAUCACCUUUGCGUAACCAAAGUAAGAAAGAAAAACCGUGGACGCAAUUUCAGGUGUUUCAGCUUAUCUUGUUCUCCACGCCAAUCAUGACGGCCGAAUCAGAAUCAGCCUGACUGCCUGAAUCAUUUUGUGGUUUGCGGUUGAUUUAACGAGGAAGGUCUGGGUCAACUUGGCCCGUGAAGUUACUGGAACUAGAGGCCACCUUUACCUUUUUUGGCCGAUGGCGUUUCGGAGAACAAGACACGCUAACGAGUUUCUUGUGGUUCAUCCAUUUCCAGGUAUUGAGCAAAAAAAAUAUACAGAAUUGUGAAUUUUAAAAUGGGUUAAGAGUGGUGCGAUUGGAAUGGUUCCGUGUUCUUCGAAUAUUGGGUUUCACAAAAAAAAAGAGCCUAAUACUGGCUAUUCUCUCUCCCAAAUUACUCAUUUCACAAAAAAGAACAGUUUUAUAUUAACAAUGUACUAUUCUCUAGUAUAGUCUUCGACAGUUCUUUUGAACGUCUCCAUAAGCAAUUCCCUUGGUUUUAAGAAUCGGCGAUGAUUUGUCGCUCCGCAAAACAAUUCAAGAAAAGUAGGCUAUCGUAUAAUAGAUAUUUGGUUCACUGUACAGACUUGAUGGUCUAUAAAAGAAAAUGUGUCAUCGUAGUGUCUUUAUCCCCCCUCCCCCCCCCCCCCCCAAAAAAAAAGGCUGUAAUAAAUUUCUUUGUCAAAUCGGCUUAGCUCUUCCCUGCUGACUUACAUCUUUGCCAAAAAGUUUAUACCCGCAACAAAUCAAAAAUAUUUUUAGUUAUCUUUACACGAAUUCCUGGAGAGAAAGUACGCAAUUCUGUGAGAACUAGACUACCAAGUAGAAAAUCAAAAUUUGAUGGUUAGAAUAUAAUAUUUUACGUCAUUUAAAUUUUUUCUGCGCCGAUAAGGACCCCUCAUACGCUUUUUAUGUUACGCAAGCAUGAAAAAAGCCAUGAAUUGAAUUGAGUCCUUUAACGGGAACUAUUUUGUCUUUGUCUUGUUUGUUUUUUAUAGCAAAAAGAAAUGCAGUGACGGAACUUUCACUCGGUCCUAUACUGGUUCGCUGCGAUCGGCGCCCAUUUUCUGUCACGCUAUAAGCAAAAGCCAUCAUCUGAGAUUCUUGCGCGUCAUCAGUCACGGACAGCUACUUUACUGAUGCAAAACGAGGGAAAAAAAAUGGGGAAGGACGAACCGACUUGGUAAAAGUGAUAAAGGUCUGAAACCACUCAACUGAUUCAGAUCAGUAGAAGACAUCGACUGGAUCGUAUUUGUGUUUACCGAUUUCAAUCGGCAAUCUUCAUUUUCAACGAGAGUAGCACAAGGCUUCCAGAGCUGUAAGCCGUAAUUUAAUGGCAAAAAGAAAUUCGCAAUGCUCAAUCGAGUGAUACGACCAGCCAUAAACAUUGUCAGUGACGUUCGACCAUCAGUGCUGAGGUACCUGCAAAUUCGACGACUCUUGCGAUUGAGAUGGAUUUUAGAACCGCCGAUGAGUGCUUCGAGGAAAGCAGUUCGCCAUGCUGGGCGUACUAUUACGGAUGCGAAAGACUGCUGAAUUUUGGACAUCAGGGCAUUAUCGUGAGCGAGGACGGCAGCAAGACUGUGGUAAAUGUGCCCCUUGCCCAAUCAUCAUCGACAAUCUCGACCAUCUUUCAGCAGGUUGACUUUAAUGAGCGUCGAUGGCCACCGCUGAAUUAUGAGACGAGCGACGAAGAGGAGCUCUCGGCAACAUUUGACUCUCUCGGGCAGGAUGAAUUGGACGUCCAUCAAUUCGAGGCCAUGGCUGGAGCCAGUGCGACCGACGAGAGUUGCCGUUACUCAACGCAGAGUUUCCAAGAUUAUUCUUUCAGGGCUGCUGCUGCUGCCGUCGUUCCAGCGCCGUGCUCCCGACAGCGGCCAACCAUCGUGAGGUCAAACACCCCGCCCCCUCUCGGGAAUACCAUUACACCAUUGCGGUACUAUACAUACUAUCAUCGAAUUUGCUCACGCAUAGCGAGACUGCGAGAGUCAUCGUGUUGUGCUGCUCAAGGAUAUACAAAUCACGUUGUUUAUACUUUAACACAUGCUAUACAAUCCGUAUUUUUGUUUCGUGGGGGGUGAUUGGAUUGUCAGAGGGAACCUUUCGGUCGUGCUCAGCGCUAUCUACUGCAUCUUCUUGGUCACAGUGGGCGUGGUGAUUGGUGUGGCCGAUUUGAUUUUGCCCGACAAAAACAUUGGAGAAAUCUUUAGCAUUUAUCUACUCAUUCCUGGACUGGUUUGGUAUGUCGUUCUCCAUAUCGAUUUGCGGCGACACGCUGUCAACGACCAUCAACAACCCGCAUCGUGGACUGAGCCGGAUUGCAUGAGUUGCCAUUCUUUGGAUAGCGAAAGAUUCUCUACGACUUCAGCUGUCAACGGCUACACAUUUCGUCGCGGCCGUCACUCGGGCAGCUUCUUUUUGAAAAUAGGAGCUGCAGGCAAUCAAAAGAAUAGACCAUAAUGCUAUUAUAAGACUUUAAAUAAUAAUUAAAAAAAAAAAAGAACGAGCAGAAAAAAAAAUGAUAAUGAAAGCGCUCGAAAAAGAAAGGAAUACAAAAGGAUUACUAAUUUAACGCAAGUGUAUCUCUCUCACUCUUUUUGUCUUCAGGAUUUUGUUUCGGACAUUUAAUACACAGCUGCCUGAUGCUCGCCCGGCAAAUACUUCACUUCACCAGCCAAGAUCCCACGAUACAACGCGACUGUGCCGACACGACCGCACUGAUCCUUUAUCUGCUGCUGCCCGUUUACUCAUUUUACCAGCUAUUCAUUCUCUUCAAAUACUCAAACGUGAUGAUUAAUCGAUGGAACGACUUGGCCCGUUUCGCCCUCAUGCACUCGAUGGCUACCAGUCUCUUCUUUUGGUUCUGGAGUGUUCGCAACGAAACGGUCGACAGUCUACACCACCGGCGACUCCUAAAAGAUCAUCAACAGAAACCCGAGACCGAGAGUGACACCGCUAUUACGACGAUGUCGUACCUAAUGAAUCUGACUGGAGAAGAGUACACCAACAGCAACUCAAACCUGAUGGGGAUGCUGUGGAAUGGCACCGUCCUGAGCGCAAUGCGCUGCGCCGAAGGCAGUGACUUCUCCGCUCUCAUUCUCUCCUUCUCGCCGUAUCUUUAUCCAUUUAGCAUCGAGUACAGCAUUUUAGUAGUUGGUAUUUGGUUCAUAAUGUGGCAAAAUGUUGGCAAAGUGGACGAUACUUACAGAUCGGGCGACGGUAGCAGGUCAACCUCUCCGAGUCGUAACAACCAUUACGACCAUCAACUGCUACUACGUAAUCAUCUGGUUAUUCACGCUGAUUGCUCUUCGGCCAACCGAGGCUUGUUUGCUGGACUGGUGGUCAUGGUCGCCACCGCCGUCAGCAUUAUCGUUUUCUUCCUAGCCUUUAGCAAUCGCCGUUACGUGACCACCGGCAUAUGGAUCGGUCUUGUCUCAGAGUCAACGUUGCUUAUUCUAAUGAUUUGCGCCGCUGGCUUGGCGUGCCGCCAACUCGCCGUAUUGGACAUCAACGCCAAUCCUGUCUCCCAGCUCGACGACUUGCUCCUCUUCAUUUGCAUUCCUUCCUUCUUCCUUUAUGGCAUUUUCAGUAUCGUCCCCGCUAUGGCCUAUUCCAACUACAUGGCACUUUUCGUCGCCAUCCUCCAGGUGAUUCAAGUCAUCCUGCAAACGCCCACAAUCAUCGACGGCCUGCGCCGCUGCAGCCGCAGUGUCGAAAUGCAGGCGUCUAGACCGGGACGAGAAGUCAUCACCUUCCUCAUCGUUUGCAAUUUGUCCAUGUGGUUUAUGGAAACGCUGGAAAUCAAAUCCUACGAGACCAAUAUGGACCGCAUCCAUUUUUACGGGCACCCACUUUGGACGCUGCUCAGUCACGUCACUCUGCCAUUGACACUGUUUUAUCGCUUUCACUCGGCUUCGUGCCUGGUCGACAUCUGGAAAUCUGCCUACGAAGCACCAGAACACGAUGAUGAGGCGGUCCCUCAACUACGCCCUCCCGUGUACAAUACCCACCGUUCUCCAAACAGUAUUGUAUUUUUUGAAAAAAAAAUGUAAAGGAGAGAUGUAUGGAAAAAGGAAUGAUGGAUAUGAGCCAGCAGAAAUAUAUCGGCGCGUCAUGGUACUCGUUCCAAAUGCUUCCAACGUACAAAACACACACACAAAUAAAAAUAUUAUCUAGAAAAAAUAUUUAAAAAAAAAUGCUCAACAUUGAGUUGUCAGUGUUUGGGGAAAAAAAUAACGAUGAUGAAAUUGAAAAAAGAAAAGAAACAAUUUAAAAAAAAACGAGCGACCUCAUUUUCGAUUAAUUUUCAAAUGCAAUUCUGUAUUCCGUUCUCGUAAAAUUACUCUUUCUUCGUCAAAUGUCAGCCACAUGGACAAAUACACUCAUGUGAUAGUAAGGUAAUGAUAACGUUAUCAUUAUUGCGUACAAUGGCUUUUUUAAGCACGUCAUAUAUAUCCAGUUUUGGCUGUGUGAGAAACUCGUUAGCGGAGGGCGGAUCGUGAUGAAUGCAAAUGAAAAGUUUGGAAACGUCCCAUAUGUCCAUCACACAGGAGGA
Daphnia pulicaria is the source of this 4775-nucleotide messenger RNA. Its product is annotated as proton channel OtopLc-like. NCBI's taxonomy places the organism in Eukaryota, Metazoa, Arthropoda, Branchiopoda, Diplostraca, Daphniidae. The coding region runs from base 2863 to 4272 and encodes 469 amino acids. Gene Ontology annotation, molecular function: proton channel activity. Gene Ontology annotation, biological process: proton transmembrane transport. The transcript has 13 exons. The record is from RefSeq and is a predicted model, not a curated record. Gene Ontology annotation, cellular component: membrane.